CAUCGGCGUGUAGGGGCGUCGUUGCUGCGUGCAAUGUGUAUCGUGUAGGCGUUGGCGAGGAGGAGACAAGUCGGGGAUGUGUCCGUAAAAAAAUUGCGGUUUCUGCGUACUCUGCCGCACGUGCACGCUCGAAAUCGUGUUCCGUGAACAAUCGAGUCCCGACAAAAUUAUACUGCAUGCCUGCGUCGUUCGAAAGCGUAUUGCGAACGGGUCUAACAAUUACAGGCGAGGAAAAAAAAGUGUAGCCAGUGCUCCGUAUAUUCUUUCGUUUCUUCGAAAGGCCGCGUACCGUGCGUAUAUAUUUCGGUCUUUUGUCGCGGACGUUUAAGACGCGAGCAAAUAACUCGAAUCAGAGAAAUCGCCUAUUUGAUUCUACGGAGACGUACGACGUGCUGCAGAAACGACGCCCGUACCAGGAUGCUAGGACAUCUCCAAAGAGCCAUUGAGUUGAUCGGUGUUACUCGUGUGAAUUGAUUUCAAUUUGUUCCGUAGUAAACGAGAGCAAAGCCUUGCAACAGAAAGAAGGAAAGAAGGGAAGAAAGAAAGCGCGAAAGAUUUGUUUCUACAGAAAGAUAAAGAUAGAGAGACGACAGGGAGGAACCCGAGGAGAGAAAGAAUCCGACGGAGAGUGUGUGUACAGGAGAUGUUCGGAAUCUUGAGACAAGAUCCUGGUGCGGGAGGAUUUCACUAUCAGCGACUACGAUCGAACGUAUUAUCACACGGUGGAUUCUUCGGCGUAUGAGACAGCAUUCACCGAGAGGAAUCAUAAAUAUAUCGGCGCUGAAUCGUGUUCGUGAAAAAAACAGUGUUGUGGAAGAAAACGUGCGGUGGACAGAGAGGGUGGAUGACACACACGGGACGCGUAUCGGCCGGCCGAGGGAACGAAUUUGCGGAUUCGUCGCCGGUAUAUUACGUCGUGCGACGAAGCUUCUUGGAAUGUGACGAGGGACUUCCGGCGUGGGAAAUAUCGUAGAAAAGGAGACGUCAUCAUUGACUGCUGAGCCGCAAGAGACGAAAAAUCAGCUGGUAUGUCAAAUAAUCAGCUGGUUGACUCCUGUCUGCUGGUGAAUCGUCGAAUCGUCGAGAGACAGGAGCACAAUAUAACGCACACUGAGAUCACACAGAGACGCGUUCUCCAGGAGAAGGGCCCCGACAUGCCGCAAUACACCGGACAGAGUGAUGCAGAUUACCACGGAAGUAACGGCCAGGCGGACACCCAUUCGUUGCAUUCGUCUCAUUUGUCUGUCCAAGAGGAUCCAUUACUUAUCCGCAGCCAUAAGCAGCAAACUACUCAACAAGUGACAAACGUGUCGAAGGUUGUUCGCGAGGUAUCACACAUGGAGCCAGAUCCAGGCGCAGUGAGUUACAUGUCAGUUCCAUUGAUGUCUCAGGAUUAUCAGCACGCGGACCGGCGAUACCCGGCGGACUCGUACAUGGUCGGUUUUGAACAUUACGAGCCGUACCUCGGUUAUCCACCACAGCCAGGGUAUCCGGGUCCGCAUGGUAUCUACAUGCCACGCUCGCAUUCUCCUCACAGUCCUCAUAGUCCUUCUGAGCACAGUCGUGCCUCGCCUCCGCAUGAAUACCUACGUAAGGCGGCACCGUAUGUGGAAGGCGGUUACAACGACAUCGAUCCAGGUUUGAAUCCCGCGUUGCAAGAUCAUUAUCGUAUUACUCCUAGUCCUGGUGGUCCCGGAGAUCAAUAUGAUCAAAUCAGCAACUCUUGGAAUAUGGAUGACUCUGGCGAACCCUCUCAGCAUCCUCAUGACGAGAAUAAAGUGGCUUACGGUUACGUGUCUCCGUCCCCUUAUGGACCUGUUGGAUACGGCCCUGGCGUCGGGGUAGGUCCAGUCGCAGUUCCUAGCGAUGUGCCCGGUUACGACGAAGGCCAUCCGGUCCCACUCACCUCUGGAGUUCCUCCGGGAAUGUUUGACGACGAGGUUCAUCUUCAACGGCUACAAUCUCGACAUCCGGUGGUGCCCGGCAUGGCUAGUCCAUUGGACGAUGAUCAAAAGUCUAUGAGAUGGCGAGAUCCGAACUUGUCGGAGGUGAUCGGCUUCCUGAGUAAUCCGAACAACAUCAUCAAGGCGAACGCUGCCGCGUAUCUGCAGCAUCUAUGCUACAUGGACGAUCCAAAUAAGCAGAAGACGCGAAGUCUAGGUGGAAUACCACCGUUAGUGCAAUUAUUGGAUCACGAUAAUCCAGACGUGUAUAGGAACGCAUGUGGCGCGCUGCGGAAUUUGUCUUACGGUAGACAGAACGACGAAAAUAAGAGGGCUAUCAAGAACGCUGGCGGUGUUCCGGCCUUGAUCAAUUUAUUACGUAGGACGUCUGACGCGGACGUGAAGGAACUGGUGACGGGGGUUCUUUGGAAUUUAUCCUCGUGCGAGGACCUUAAGAAAUCCAUCAUCGAUGAUGGCGUAACGAUGGUGGUGAACAACAUAAUUAUCCCGCACAGUGGCUGGGAUCCAAGCUCUUCCAGUGGCGAGACAUGCUGGUCGACCGUGUUCAGAAACGCAUCUGGCGUCUUAAGAAACGUCUCUAGCGCUGGCGAGUAUGCGAGGAAGAAACUGCGCGAGUGCGAAGGUUUGGUCGACGCCCUUCUUUACGUAGUACGAUCCGCCAUCGAGAAGUCGAACAUCGGGAACAAGAUCGUUGAGAACUGUGUGUGUAUUCUGCGGAACCUGAGUUAUCGGUGUCAGGAGGUGGAGGAUCCAAACUACGACAAACAUCCGAUUCAGUCGACUGUUCAGAACAGGGUAGCUGCUCCAGUCAAAGCAUACAGUUUAUGUCAAGGUGAAAAUUUGGGUUGCUUUGGCGGCAGCAAGAAGAAGAAGGAUGGUCAACCAGUGCAAAAAGAAACGACCGCAUCUCGCACUACCAGCCCUAGAACGGAACCCGUCAGAGGAAUGGAGCUACUCUGGCAACCAGAAGUGGUACAAUCUUAUUUGAAAUUGCUGCAGACAUGCUCAAAUCCGGAGACUCUUGAGGCGGCGGCUGGGGCGCUUCAGAACCUCGCAGCCUGCUACUGGCAGCCAAGUAUUGAAAUUCGCGCGGCUGUGAGGAAGGAGAAGGGACUUCCCAUUUUGGUGGAGUUGUUGCGGAUGGAGGUGGACCGCGUAGUUUGUGCUGUAGCCACAGCUCUAAGAAAUCUAGCGAUAGACCAGCGUAACAAGGAGCUGAUCGGGAAAUACGCGAUGCGUGAUCUCAUCCAGAAGUUACCUUCAGGAAAUAACCAGCAUGAUCAAGGAACAAGUGACGAUACAAUCGCCGCCGUUCUCGCCACAUUGAACGAAGUGAUCAAGAAAAACGCCGAGUUCUCGCGAUCUCUGUUGGAUGCUGGCGGUGUCGACAGAUUGAUGAACAUUACUAGGCAACGCCAGAAAUAUACGCCUCGUGUUCUUAAAUUUGCAGGACAAGUUUUGUUCACAAUGUGGCAGCACCAAGAGCUGAGAGACGUUUACAAGAAGCACGGCUGGAAAGAGCAAGAUUUCGUCACGAAAACGGUAGCAGCGCGGAAUUCAGGGCCUAAUUCACCUAACAAUGCCAAUAGCUAUGAUUGUAGCACCCUAAACCGACCAAUGGCGAGUCAAGGGAGCACCAGAUACGAGGACAGAACGAUUCAGAGAGCGAACAUGAAUUCGAAUAACGUCGGUCGACCCACUAUAUAUCAGCCUCAACCGAAACCCGGUGAGCCGCUCUACGCGCAAGUUAACUUGGAGAAGAAAAAGAAGCGGCAGUAUGAGCUGGGGGUGGGACAGGCGCAGGGUCAGGGCCCGGUCGUCGGCUCGGGAGUGGGCGUCGCGGCCGGUGCACCUACGGCUGGCCAGUGGGUAGCCGACGGUGUUGGUGUUCCCGAUGGCUCGGCCGCCACCGCAACAGUAAACGUUCCACCGAAUUCGACUGCCGCCUCAGCCGGCGAUUCCUGGGUAUAACAGGGUGUCCAUGGUCCAGCCGCCGUCCAGGGGGCUGUCAUCCUUCCCCCGAGGCUGCUGUACGCAUAGAAGACGAUUUCACGACUCCCAAUUGCGGGAAUCAUUGAAAGAUGGACGAGGACUCUGUGUCUGAAACGUAAAAGGAGAAACAAAGGAAAUAGUAGAAAUUAAUCUUGCCGUUUUUUUGCUGGAUGAUGGAUAGAGAAGACUGGACAGGGCAUUGAGGACAAGGAUGGAUGAUAGGAUUCUUGGUUUUGUAUUUUCGGUUAGGUCGUUACUGCACUGAGAAUGAUACGUGUUGUUGGAAGAUACGAUGUAUAUUGGAGGGAACCGGAAGACUGAGGACAAGAAGGGUAUAGAGGUGUUAGUGGCUGAGACACGGAAGCCUCUUAAAUAAGCUUCCAUGGAAGUUUAGAUCACCGAGUAUCUGCUUAAGACGGUCUUACCAAGAAACGAAUAUAUAACAAUUGAAAAAGAAAUAUAAAAAAGAAUUCGCACUCCGCACCCCACGUUAUCGAUGUAUACUAGACACGGAAAGCGACUUGUCCGACCACAUCCGCAGCAGUAGUCGCACUAAUGGCUCUAAACCUUCAUUGCACAAUUCUAAAUUAAUAUAUACACUAUAUAUAUAAGUAUAUAUAUAAAUAUUAUAUAUAUAUACAUGUAUAUGUAUAUUUUAAGGCGGUAUCCUUGGAGAAAGGAGGCGAGGCCGUCGCUAUAAAUAUAGGAGGGUAUAAAGAUGAAUGAAUAUAUAUAUAUAAAUAUAUAUAAAUAUAAAUAUAUCAUAUAGGUAUAUCAUACACGUUAACUGCUACACCAACACACACACACACACACACAUGCGUUAGGAGGGCGUAUCGAUUAAGCUACGUUAUUGUAUUAUGUAAACUUCUGAGGCUGUGGGUGUGGCAUGUAACGAGGAUACCGAAUAUUUGCGAGUUGCACUUUGUUUUUUUGUUCUCCGAGUUUUCCAAUCGGUUCGAUCGUGCGAAACAGAGAGUGCAUGGAAAAGAAACGAAAAGAAUGCGAGCGAGUGUGUAAACUAGCAUGAUACUUUCGUUUGCGUGCCGAUAUAAAAAUGUCCACUCGUAAACGUAACAGCGUAAGGAAGAAUAAGAAAAUGGGGGAAAAGGAGGGAAAAGUGGAGGAAUGAGCACCUUUGUCGAGAACCACGUUGCCAAUAGAUGAGAUCGAUUGGAUCCCAUCGUGCAAAAGAUCUGUUCUCGUUCUCGAGGAUGGCUGCUCGGUUGAAACGCGAAGAAAAGAAUAAAAAGCUAAGACGAAAGAGAUAGAAAUGAAUUACUCGUUGGUCCUCUAGACACACGAUUAUCAAGGUUCUUCGCUAUUACGUUUCGUCAUAUUCUAAUGUAUUGCUGUCGUGUAAAUGGUUGAAACGAAAAAAAGAUAAGAAAAGAUAAAAGAAAUUAGAUCGAGACCAAGUGAACGAGAAAGAAUCGACGAAAUGGGGGAUUAAAGAAAGAAAGGGUGCGAAUGAGCAGAGAGAGGAAAUAUGUGAUGUUCAAUGUUAUCGAAUGUUUGACAGAGAUGACUAUUGAUAGCCGAUAUACAUAUUAUAUAUAUAUAGAUAUAUAUACAUAUAUAUUAUAUGUAUACAAAUAAAUAUAUCCUUGUUCUAUUUCUUAAAUAAUGUUAUUAUGACAGUUGAAAAAAAUCGAUUGUGUUCGCGAUUAUAGCUACUGAGAGAAAGUAUAAUACCAACGCGGGGACAGAAGAAUAAUAAUUCUCCCUCGUCGAUUCAUAAUUAUAUAUAUACACACACACACAUAUAUGUGUUUGUGUAUGUGUGUGUAUAUAUAAAUGCUUCGUGCAGUAUGCACGUCACGAUCGACUAAAUAAGUAAAUAAGUAAAUAAAUAAAAAGGGAAAAAAAAAGGAAAAAGAUCAUCGAUCUCGUCGAUCGUCUCGCAUAACCGGUCCAAACGUUCGUUCAUCCUCCAAGCGUACUUUUUCGAUAUCUAUCAACCGCGUAGUCGUUCAUAACAGCCUAACUUUUGUACAUAUUCAUCCUUCAUAUUCAGGCGAAUUUAUUCGCUUUUUUUCUCAUUAAUCGAACGAACGACGAGAUCGAAUUAAGGACAAACGAGCGAAUUAACGAUGGUGACCAUAGAAAACUGGUUCCAACGAUCGUCGACGUGCCACCGGAAGCAGAAGCUGUAUCGCCGUUACCCUGCAAGAUAUCAGUCGCGUCAGGAUCGACCCUCCUCGAGAAGGGAUCGGGCGAAAGCUCGUGCGAUCGUUUCUGUUACGAUGAAAGAACGAUCUGUAACAUCAUUAAUAAUAUCGUAACAAUGUUUUGACAUUUCGAUAAAAUUUCACGAACUAUAUAUCAUAUACUAUUUAUACAAGCGCUUCCGAACGAAUGCCGUCAAUGCACCCGUUGCGCGGAAUAUCCACAGUCGUAAGUGGGUCGUCACGAUAUUCUAUCGCCUAUGGGUAUUCGAUUUACGAUCGGAUGGGAUCCUCGCGUUAAUUACGAUCAAAUAUGCCGAUACACCGUCUUUUAUGUCUGGCCACUGUUUGUUGCGCUAUUGUUACGAUGAUUCAUAACACGAUUUCGAACAGAAACGAGCGCGCGAUCGCGAUCAAUAUCGAGAUAGCGAGACGAUAAUGUGUAACAAACCGCGCCUCUUCACGAAUCGAGAGGUACCCUUCGAGCUUAUCGUUCGGACUGCUAGCAGAUCAUCUACGCGCGCGAAUUUGCCGCGAAACCUCUUAGAGGACCUUGGACCAUUCCGCUCAAUGUGACACACACGGCUCUGAUAAAUUUCUGUCCUUUUCUCACUCGUGUCUUCGACGAAUUUCGAUUCUGAAGUUUUCUGAAAUUCGAAUCGAGGAUGAUGUUUUGCGUAUCCUCGAUGACUUUGCAAAGUUUGGAAUUGACAUCGUAGUUCGAGAUCUUUGCUGAAAUUUCAGCAAGUUUUAGACGUUGAUGAUUGAUCUUGGGACCUUUUUCCACUCUUCUUUUUGUACGAAGGCAUUUCUUGAGAAAUUUCACACGAUCGAGAUUAAAUAUUGAGAAAUACGUUUCGAUAUUUCGCCUAUCUAAGGAAGAGUUCGAAUUGAAUUUGACGAUGGAAAGACGAGUCGAGGAAAGGACGAUAGAACAAAUUAAUGGCGAUCCUCUUCGACGAUUCGAAAGAUCCUUGUUGAAGUCUGGUGGAUUAAUUGUUACAUCGUCGGAGGAUUGACAGAGCCGCCACCAUUGACUCGAACGAACCGAAAUUUUGAUAUCCGCUUUUCAUUGUUUUCGUGUACCAACGUUUCUAAUUUUCUACGAGAAUUAACGAGCAAGAGAGAAUUGUCGCAGGGAGACGGAAGAUUUUUGUAAAUGUAGUCUGUGGAGCGACGUGCUCGCAGAAAAAAGAAAAAAAUGAAAAAACGA
Molecule: messenger RNA, 7337 nt
Organism: Bombus pascuorum
Lineage: Eukaryota; Metazoa; Arthropoda; Insecta; Hymenoptera; Apidae
Gene: p120ctn
Product: catenin delta-2
Exons: 17
Coding region: 1029-3935 (968 amino acids)
Biological process (GO): cell-cell adhesion; cell-cell junction assembly
Cellular component (GO): cytoplasm; nucleus; plasma membrane
Molecular function (GO): cadherin binding
Source: RefSeq, a predicted model, not a curated record